GCCGCAUAAAUUUAAAUUUAACCAGCGCGGCGGUGCAGCAGUCACUGUUGUUAAUUAUUUUUUAUUUUGGGUGUGCCCCAUGCCCCACAAUAACUAAAAUCACUAUUUAAUUAAAAAAGGCAACAGUUAAAAGCAAAAGCCGUGUUAAUUCCGAUAAUAAAUAAGGCAGAAAACCAAUAUUCGAAAAUGGUGGAGGCGUGUUGGGCCCCAUUCAUUUGGAAUGAUAAUUUAAAGACAGGAUGCAAAGCCAUUUGUUUCUACACAGUAGCUCUCAGCAUAGUUUUAAUGACCUUUAUUGUAUUCAACAUGGCAGGAGGCGACUCUACCCAACUGUACAAUCCACUUUUUGAGGCUGACAUCAGAUAUUCUAUGCAAGUUGUUGGAGGCUUGAUGUUAUUUUACUUUUGUUGUUUGAUUAUAUCUUCCGGAUUAUUGGUAUGGGGACUACAUGUUAUGAUUCGAGGACUGUUGUUGCCUUGGAUGAGCUUAUUUGGAACUGGUAUUCUGUUUCAAUUAAUAUUUGGACUAUGGCUUUUGGGAGGAUAUUAUAUAUAUAUUGACUGUGUUCUAUAUGCCCUCAUCAUUUGGUGUUGGAUGUCAUACAAUAUCUAUUGUUGGAUGGUAGUACAAUCUCAAUAUAAAAUUCUAGCAGUACUUCAGUCACCAAAUAUCGAAUUGCUUUGGCCUUAAGCAAAUUUUUAUUGCUUAAUCGUAGACCAAUAUUUUCGAAAAAAUAAUGAAUCUCAACUAUUAAGAAUUACUUAUGUUUUGAAUUUCGACUAGAAAUUAAGUACCUAUACCUACUUAGUUAAGUGCAAACCGUCCAAUUGGUAAUAUUUAGACUGAAAGAGUGUUUUUAUUUAAAUUUUUUAUGUAUGUACAAAUAUUUUUACAUGACAAAUAAAUAGAUAUGCAUAAUCUUCAGACUGAAAAAAAUCAGUUUUCUAAAGUUACAAUUUGGAAUUCCAAAGUAAAUAAAUCAAAUGUGCUUUGCUACGAUACCUGCACAGUAUUUUUUUUUUAAGUUAAAAUUAAUUAGGUUCUAAAAAUUGUGAGCAUCAUCAAGAUUAUGAUUUGAUUAUUUUUUUUGUUGCAAUAUCGCCUAGCUGUGCUGCUCUUACUAAAUUUUACCUUAUCAAAUGGUACCUAGUAAUUUUUUAAGUAUGAAUACAUAAAAUGUAUUUUGCAUAGUAUUUUAUGGAAUUUUUGAAAUUAAUAAACGUUGUAAUAUCAUUGUAUAACUUUUGGAAAGGGAUACCACACACAUUCUAAAGUGUUUUGACUUAGGACUUUAUUGACCAUUACUCAGCAUACAACUUUCUAGAAUUCUGUUUGGUGUCUGCUUCACUGGGUUUAUUGAUUGUCAAGGAUUGAUCCUCGUGAGGAUAUCAUCAGUUGUGUGAAUCAAAAGCAAAGUAGAUAUUAGUGAACACCGAGGUGAACACAAAAAGUG
Molecule: messenger RNA, 1453 nt
Organism: Ceutorhynchus assimilis (cabbage seed weevil)
Lineage: Eukaryota; Metazoa; Arthropoda; Insecta; Coleoptera; Curculionidae
Source: the annotation of a GenBank genome assembly